This is a messenger RNA of Ambispora leptoticha, 188 nucleotides long. NCBI's taxonomy places the organism in Eukaryota, Fungi, Glomeromycota, Glomeromycetes, Archaeosporales, Ambisporaceae. The record is from the annotation of a GenBank genome assembly.
AAGAAACUUAUAAUAAAAUCAAAGAUUUAAUCUCCCAACGGAAAAUCAGCCGAUUUAUCAAUGAAGCCACGGAGGAAAAACUAGCCCAAGAACAAAAGAAAACUAAAGACAAUUUUAAAAAACAAUUAAUCGCUGAUUACCAAGAUGCGGCUCAAGAUGAAGAAUUAAAUCAAGAACUAACGGACUGA